CAUCUUGAAUAGCUUCUUAAUUAUCACUCUCAACUUUUCGUAGCUAGCUUAAAUUCUUCGAGAACUAACAGUAUCAAUUUCUGCACAAAUGGCUCCUGCUGCUGCCCCUUUUUCACAAGUUGAAGUUGGCAAAAGGGGAAAAUUGACUGGCAAAGUGGCACUAAUCACGGGUCCGGUCAAGGAAUUGGAGCUUGCAUAACAAAAGUGUUUGUUGACGAAGGUGCCAAAGUUGUGUGUGUUGAUAUCAAUGCAAAAUUGGGACAAUCAGUUUGUGACAAAUUGGGUUACAAAAGAGAUACUUUUUUCCGCUGUGAUGCGACUAACGAGCUUGAUAUGGAAAAAGCGAUUAAGGCAACGAUUGAGAAACAUGGGAAACUGAAUAUCAUGAUCAACAAUGCCGGUAUCGUGGAUGAUCCGAAACGUAAUAUCCUCGACAACCAUCUCUCGGAUUUCGAACGUGUCAUGCGUGUGAAUGUGGCCGGGGUUUUCCAAGGCAUCAAACACGCUGCCCAGGUCAUGAUUCCGGCUAAGACCGGAAGCAUCAUCAACCUGGGCAGCAUUUCCGGCAGUGUUGGAGGCAUUACUUCUCAUGCAUACUGUAGUUCUAAACAUGCUGUGGUUGGAUUUACUAAGAAUGCAGUUGCUGAACUUGGGAAACAUGGGAUUAGUGAAAAUUGUCUAUCUUCUUAUGCUGUUUACUCAUCCUUGACCAAGAAAUUUUUCGACUUCGAAGAAGGUGGGCCGCAAAAGAGAGCAAUCACAAGUCUUGAAGGAGUUGUGUUGCAGCAAGAAGAUCUUCCGAAUGCUGCUGUUUAUAUGGCUAGUGAUGAUGCUAGGUUUAUGAGUGGGCAUGAUCUUAUGUUGGAUGGUGGUUUUACUGUUACCAAUCCUUCGUUUCGGUUGUUUUCUAGAUUUGCCUUACUGUUUGGAUUACAUUUUUUGGGGAAAGAAAUCAGGAUCGACAGUGUAGUACGUGUUGAUGAGUGAUAAUCAAUUAAUCCUUGUAGAAAACCUAUUUUAAUAAAUAUAAGAAAUGUAAC
Messenger RNA from Oldenlandia corymbosa var. corymbosa, 1040 nucleotides. The record is from the annotation of a GenBank genome assembly. Lineage: Eukaryota; Viridiplantae; Streptophyta; Magnoliopsida; Gentianales; Rubiaceae.